UCGAGAUGGCAUUGUCAGUUUCCGCCAUCGGGUUUGAGGGUUACGAAAAGAGGCUCGAGCUCACAUUCUAUGAGCCUGGAAUUUUUGCUGAUCCUGAAGGGAUGGGUCUCCGCUCAUUGUCCAAAUCCCAGUUGGAUGAGUUUCUGAAAUUAGCUGAGUGCACCAUCGUUUCUUCGCUGUCAAAUGAUUUCGUUGACUCUUACGUCCUUUCAGAGUCUAGCCUCUUUGUGUACCCUUACAAACUCAUCAUCAAGACUUGCGGGACUACAAAGUUACUUCUUUCCAUUCCAGCCAUCCUCAGAUUGGCUGAUUCCCUGUCCCUUUCUGUCAAGUCUGUGAGGUACACUCGUGGAGCUUUUAUUCCCGGUGCCCAGCAUUUCCCGCAUCGGAACUUCUCAGAGGAAGUAGCUGUCCUCGAUACCUACUUUGGUAAUCUUGGCGCUGGCAGCAAUGCGUAUCUGAUGGGCAGUACGGAAAAGGCUCAGAAAUGGCAUGUUUAUUCUGCUUCUGCUGAGAAGACGAGCCUCUCAGAUUCGGUUUUCACUCUCGAGAUGUGCAUGACUGGUCUUGGCAAGCAAAGGGCAUCUGUCUUCUUCAAAGAGAACUCGCCCUCAGCUGCAGCUAUGACAGAGGAGUCUGGCAUUCGGAAGAUUCUUCCAAAGUCUGAUAUCUGCGAUUUUGAUUUUGAUCCCUGUGGCUACUCCAUGAAUGCUAUUGAAGGGAGUGGAAUCUCAACAAUCCAUGUCACUCCAGAAGAUGGUUUCAGUUAUGCCAGUUUCGAGGCUGUUGGCUAUGAUUUUAAGGCUGCGGAUCUGUCCCAGCUAAUCCAGAGGGUGUUGGUCUGCUUCGAGCCAACCGAGUUCUCUGUGGCUCUCCAUUCCGAUUUAGCUGGCGAGGAUCUGGUGUCGAGGUUCCUCGACCUGAAGGGGUACAGUGCUGGAGAAACGAGUUGCGAGGCGCUUGGAAAAGGUGGUUCUAUCAUGUAUAUGAGCUUCGCUGGAACAGGAAGCUGUGGAUCCCCAAGGUCCAUCCUGAAGUGCUGUUGGAGCGAGGACGAGAAAGAUGAGGAAGUCGAAGAGAAAUAGUGGUCAAUUAAUAAGUAGUAUGAAUAAGUAGAGCUUGUGGCCGUGUUGUCUUGGGAGCACAACAUUGAGCUCGAGUCUGUCAUUGUCGUUUUAUUUCUUGCUUCGUUUGUCAUUGGGCGUCGUAGUUGCUCUUCUUGUUGAGUCUCGCGGUCUGAGUCUGAGACAGUGUCAUGGUGCGGAUGUGUUGCAGAUUAAUGAAGGAUCAUUCUGUGUUUUCGUCGA
Molecule: messenger RNA, 1307 nt
Organism: Eucalyptus grandis
Lineage: Eukaryota; Viridiplantae; Streptophyta; Magnoliopsida; Myrtales; Myrtaceae
Product: S-adenosylmethionine decarboxylase proenzyme-like
Biological process (GO): spermidine biosynthetic process; spermine biosynthetic process
Cellular component (GO): cytosol
Molecular function (GO): adenosylmethionine decarboxylase activity
Source: RefSeq, a predicted model, not a curated record